UUGGAGACCAGGACACACAGCAGUCCUCUGCAGCACCGGCACAGUCUCCUUCACCGUCCUCGUCUUCAUCAUGCCCAGCUGGACCAGCCUGCUCUUCCUCCUCUGCCUGCUGACCUCAGCCCUCGGCUGUGAUUGGCUCACACACUAUGGUCAUGCAAGCAACAUAUCUCGGACUCACGCCGAGCACAUGGGCGGUCAGCUGACCAAAGAGGAGUGUCCUGUUUCCUUCCCAUACAAACUCUACGAACAAAUAAGGACGACAAAGGUGGAGUCCCAGCUGGUUUUCAUCAGAGACAGUCUGAAGCUAAUUUUCGGUCUCUAUCGGCACAACAACAUCUCCUCUGUUACCUGGGACACCAAAGAGAUGGAACACUUCCUGGUGUGCGUCUACAGACAGAUCGAGGAACUCGACCGCUGUGUGUCGACCACGAUGCCAGGCGACGUCAAACUGAGAAGAUACUACAGGAGACUCGCGAGACGCACUCUGCACUGCACUGGUGGUAGUGCUGAGUCCUGGGAGCUGAUCAGGAAGGAAACUAUAAACCACCUGCAACAGCUGGAACUGCUGGUGAACGCCAUCGUAGCUUCAACUUCCCGCCGACACUGACACGUCUCACAGCCUCCACCAUGUUUCUGUUGUCUAUUUAUUUAUCAUGUUUCUAUUUAUGAACAAGGUCACGUCCUCUAUUUAUUUAUUUUAAUGUCUUCUAUCUAUUUAUUUUAAUGUCUUCUAUUUAUUUAUUUAUUCAUUGAACUGACAUUUUUGUACCCACUGAGACUGAUUUUACUUGAAAACGGUUUAUAACUGAACAAUAAAGACAUUCCAUGCA
Molecule: messenger RNA, 830 nt
Organism: Micropterus salmoides (largemouth bass)
Lineage: Eukaryota; Metazoa; Chordata; Actinopteri; Centrarchiformes; Centrarchidae
Product: interferon a3-like
Exons: 5
Coding region: 71-607 (178 amino acids)
Biological process (GO): defense response
Cellular component (GO): extracellular region
Molecular function (GO): cytokine receptor binding
Source: RefSeq, a predicted model, not a curated record